Messenger RNA from Nycticebus coucang (slow loris), 1992 nucleotides. RefSeq names its product guanylate cyclase activator 1B (gene GUCA1B). Lineage: Eukaryota; Metazoa; Chordata; Mammalia; Primates; Lorisidae. Bases 268 to 873 code for a protein of 201 amino acids. Gene Ontology annotation, cellular component: photoreceptor inner segment; cone photoreceptor outer segment. Gene Ontology annotation, molecular function: calcium ion binding; calcium sensitive guanylate cyclase activator activity. Gene Ontology annotation, biological process: visual perception. The transcript has 4 exons. The record is from RefSeq and is a predicted model, not a curated record.
GAGGAGGUGAGGCUGGGGAAGAUUAGGCUGGAGGUCAGACCUUCUAGGGGGAAUCUUCUAAUGGUCUUAGGGAGGCUUAGCUGGCCUGGACCCACCCCCUUGCCGCCUGCCUCCUUCAUCCCCAUUCAUGUUCAGUUGGCCAGGAGAUGAGGAAGAAGCUGGUCAAGCCACUUGGAAAGGGAGGAAGAGGGCCCUAGCCUAGGGAUCAACCAGCAGAGGCCUGGGAGGAGACAGACCCUUGCUCCCUGACAUUCCUCUGGGGCCAAGAUGGGGCAGCAAUUCAGCUGGGAGGAGGCGGAGGCAGCCGGGGAGAUGGACGUGGCAGAGCUCCAGGAGUGGUACAAGAAGUUCGUGGUGGAGUGUCCCAGCGGCACACUCUUCAUGCACGAGUUUAAGCGCUUCUUCAAAGUCACAGGCAAUGAGGAGGCCACACAAUAUGUAGAAGGCAUGUUCCGAGCCUUUGACAAGAACGGGGACAACACCAUCGACUUCCUGGAGUACGUGGCAGCCCUGAACCUCGUGCUGAGGGGCACCCUGGAACACAAGCUGAAGUGGACUUUCAAGAUCUAUGAUAAGGACCGCAAUGGCUGCAUCGACCGCCUAGAGCUACUUGACAUCGUGGAGGCAAUUUAUAAGCUGAAGAAAGCCUGCCGGGUGGAGAUGGAGGCUGAGCAGCAGGGCCAGCUACUCACCCCUGAGGAGGUUGUGGACAGGAUCUUUCUUCUGGUAGAUGAGAACGGAGAUGGCCAGCUGUCUCUGAAUGAGUUCAUCGAAGGUGCCCGUCGUGACAAGUGGGUGAUGAAGAUGCUACAGAUGGACGUGAACCCCAGUGGCUGGAUCAAUCAGCAGAGACGGAAAAGUGCCAUGUUCUGAGGAGGAGUCUGGGGCCCUGGGAGCGUGGAGGAGUCUACAACCUCCCCCAGGACUCCAGAGCAGUGGGAGGGUCUCCGGCUUCGCUUGUACAUGCCCUCUCACCCUGGAGGGGACCUCUUGCACCUCCUGUGUAGGGGCAAGUGGGGACGGGAAGGGAUUCUGGGUCUGAAGUACCAACAGGGCACAGUCCAUUCUGGAAGAUUUCCCGGGGUGCUGAAGGGAACUUGGUUACUCCCCACUUCUGCUGCUGCUGCUGGAAGAGCUAUGCCUUGGCAGAGUGGUGUGGGGCUCCCACAGUUUCCUAGGUGCUCUCAGGUAGGAGCAGGAGUCGGCUGAGGGUUGGGGGUCCUAUAUGCCAAACCAGCAAUGAGAAUGGUCACACUUAUGGGGUAUGAAGCAAAGACUGGUAGGAAGCAGAGUCUGGAAGGUACUGAGACUGAAAACAGGUGGGAGCAUGUGGUAGGACCCCAGUAUCCUGAGGAGGCUUCUUGGCUAGGACUUAAGCCAAGAACCUCCUCCUCCUCAAUGGUGUCAACAGGGAGAACUAUAGCAAGUAAGUGGCAGCCUGUGGUCCUCCUGCCCCUUGAAAGAGUCAACUGUGCUUAAAGGGGCUGUUUCAGCUCUGCCUGGUGCUUCUCCCCCAGCCCUACUGCCGACCUGCCUCCUCCCAGAAUCCCCCUCAUUUUUCAUACCUGCCACACCCUGACCCCAUCCCCAGCAUGGACCUUCCACGAUUCGGAUGGAGAAACUUUCUGCCUCAGGGGAGAACCUGGGGUCUGGAGCCCGGGUUCUAGGCCAGGCUUUGCCUCCAGCUGCCAUAUGACCCAAGACCACCAUUUCCCUCCCCAAACUUUGGUUGUCUGUCCCAAAGGGUGAGCAGGUUGAACUAGGUGAGCAGUUUUCAGAUUCUUAUUUUUUUAGCCGUGGAACUCUUUUUUGUUAUAAAACUCUUAUUCGUGACCUCAGUGUAGAAACUGGAUUAAAGGGGAGCAGCUCUGGUUGAAGGGGGCUGGGGAACUUUGUUUCCCCCCAGACCCCUUGGAACACAGGCCCCUGGAAAAAACUAAGCAAGGACCAGUGGCCUAGAUUUAAAAGUGGGCCCUGGAAAAACAUUUGUUU